UUAAGAAGGCGUCCGAUGGAUUUCUGCAGGUGGAAAAAUGAUCAGCUUUUUAUUCAUGGAGAUUCUGCUGCUCAGAUGGCCUUUGGGCUCCUUACAGGGACCUCAGGGGCCAAACAGCAGAACAACUGGAAACAUGUCACAGAUGGUUCUGGCACAGGCUGCUCUACGCGGGUUAGCAGAAUGCUGUUUGCUCCAGAGCAGCAGGACUCUCUGUCUGGUGUGCCCAGUGUGGAAGAACUCAGUCUGGGCCUGCUGUCUCUGAGCCUCCCCUGCUGGAACCAACAGCCCUGGAUCCGGCCGGAACCCCAGCAGCCACACAAGACCUGCUCGCAGACACCCAUGUUGAAUCUCUUGGGCGCUCCACAAAGCAGCGAUCUGGGUCAGAAUCAGGGUUUCCAGGCCCAGGAGUCUGCUGGUGGGCGUGACCCUUUGGAGCGUUUCUCAAGCCUCAAUCAUGUAACAAGAACACCAGAACCUCACUCUCUCCUGCACUCUGGAUCCAGCAGUCCCGUCAACUCUGAGACCAGCGGAAUCUCAUCUGGAUCUGACCAUCUGAUCUCUCUCAGAGUUUCUCCCCCGUUACCCCUACUUUUGCCCAGACUGCCGGCAGAGGCUUUAAAACUGGGUACAGAUACCAGUCUGCCUACCCUCACCCCCAAUCUCAGUGCUCAGCCUGAUGGGUUGUUGGCUGGGUGCUGGUCAACAGGGCCCAUCUGGCCCGGUUGGGACGCUUUGGGUUUGAACAAACCCUCCUUCUGUAUCGAGAGAGAGGUGAAGCUUCAUAAACAAGCUGCAGCGGUUAAUGAAGCCACCUACACCUGGGAAGGACGACUUCCUCCCCGACACUACAAAAACCCAGUUUACUCCUGUAAAGUGUUUUUGGGAGGUGUGCCGUGGGACAUCACAGAGGCGAGUCUGUUGAACACUUUCAGUGUUUUUGGUCCAUUGAAAGUCGAGUGGCCUGGAAAAGACGGUAGACAUCCACGCUGUCCUCCGCAAGGUUACGUGUAUCUACUGUUUGAUUGUGAGAAGUCCGUAAAGUUACUCCUGCAGGCUUGUAUUCAACCCCGUCUGCAGUCUGACGAUUAUCUGGAAUUCUACUACAAACUUUCCAGCAGAAGAAUUCACAACAAAGAUGUGCAGGUUAUACCGUGGGUGAUCUCAGACAGUAAUUUCAUCCGUUGUCCCACCCAGCGGCUCUGCCACAAUAAGACUGUGUUUGUGGGCGCGCUGCAUGGCAUGCUAAACGCUGAAGCUCUGGCUUACAUCAUGGACGAGCUCUUUGGAGGGGUCGUUUAUGCAGGAAUCGACACAGACAAGCACAAAUAUCCUAUAGGUUCUGGCAGAGUGACCUUCAGAAGUCAGAGGAGCUACUUGAAAGCUGUGACUGGUGCAUUUGUGCAGAUAAAAACCUGCAAGUUUACCAAGAAGGUCCAGAUUGACCCAUAUUUGGCGGACUCUGUGUGCCAAAUAUGUAACAGUCAGCCCGGCCCAUACUUCUGUAGGGCUCAGGCCUGUUUUAAAUACUAUUGUCGGUCCUGCUGGCAUUGGCGGCACUCUUUGGACGUGUUGAGCAGUCAUCAACCUCUCAUGAGGAACCAGAAGGGCUUGAAUCCAAAAUAAAGCAACAGACUCAUCCCAUGGAAGCUGCUGUUUCUCUAGGGAGCAGCCGUGGGCAAGAGAGUCUGGACUAAGCUGACUGUUUUGGGGAACUAUUUUAAAGCACGAGUCUGAAAAGGAAAGUCUUACUUGGGCGAGUUGUUGCGUUUAUUGCACUGCUCAUGUUCUCAUUCAUCAACGCUCUAUGCACACCAAAUGGUUCAUUUAUGGUGACCCAUUUGCACAGAGGUGGCCAGGAGAGAAAUUACCACCUGAAUGAAGAGUUUAAGUGUUUUGCAUGCAUAGAAUAUUAGUUUAUUAUCUUGCUGGUCUGAUCAACUGAUGCAGGCAAAUGCUAGUUGGUGGCUUCAUUUGUUACCAUCUUUGCCAGUCCAAUAUUUUAUUUUAUUUCAUUUAAUUUGGCUGCUCUGCUGGUGAUUUUGGAGAGUUUUGUUAUGUUGACAUUUUAAGUCAGUUUUACCUGCUUUUCUGCCUGCUAGUUUGGGGUCAUUCCAUGGAAAUAUGAACCGAUAGACUUACAGAUUUUUUUGAAGUUUUGCUGUUCCAAGUGUCUUCUCCUGUGGGGCCAUUUUUGAAUUGUAUUUAGCUUUUUAAACACUAUUAAAUGGUUGAUGAGCAACUUGGCUUGCGAAAUGUUUGGCUGAUGCUGUUGCUUAUCAACCUGCACGCCAUCAACCAUCAAAUCAAUACAUGUUAACAACUCUGGAACGCACUUUGACCGCUGAGAAUGUGCUGUACAUAGUUUUAAUCAACUUAUUGCACUUUAUUUUUAAUGUAUCACUGUUGCCAGUGGUUUUAAUUAGUUUGAGCAGAAUGGGGUUAAAUCUUUCCCGGUUACAUAGACUUUUUUGAGAGGUGUUUACUGUUAAAUGUAGAACUAAACUCUCCUAAUUUUAGUUUAAUAAAUCCAUCAAGCAGCAUAUAGCUCCGUUUCCCUAGUUUCUCGCUGAAGCGGUGCCAAAGAGCAUCUUUCUCUUCCUUGUUGCCUUUUGCAGCUGCUUUUUAGAAAUUAAAAGGUCUCUCUACCUCAUUGCUCUGCAAGUGUUGCCAUGGUUACUUACAAAUGUAGAUGAUGUUCAGAUAGGACAAAAUAAAGUUGUUGAAGCAU
Molecule: messenger RNA, 2728 nt
Organism: Xyrauchen texanus (razorback sucker)
Lineage: Eukaryota; Metazoa; Chordata; Actinopteri; Cypriniformes; Catostomidae
Product: cytoplasmic polyadenylation element-binding protein 1-like
Exons: 12
Coding region: 16-1623 (535 amino acids)
Biological process (GO): negative regulation of cytoplasmic translation
Cellular component (GO): nucleus; neuron projection; synapse
Molecular function (GO): mRNA regulatory element binding translation repressor activity; mRNA 3'-UTR binding; translation factor activity, RNA binding
Source: RefSeq, a predicted model, not a curated record